Daktulosphaira vitifoliae (grape phylloxera) is the source of this 1949-nucleotide messenger RNA. RefSeq names its product RNA-binding protein 47-like. The transcript has 7 exons. Bases 426 to 1604 code for a protein of 392 amino acids. Gene Ontology annotation, cellular component: nucleus. The record is from RefSeq and is a predicted model, not a curated record. Lineage: Eukaryota; Metazoa; Arthropoda; Insecta; Hemiptera; Phylloxeridae. Gene Ontology annotation, molecular function: mRNA binding.
UAUACCGAAGAAUAUCUUUCAAACAAAUGAUAAAAAUAAAUGCGAUAGUCAUAUAAGGAUUAGUAGUAGUUAUGGUCAACAAUUUUGGAUAUGUGAACACCUGCAGUUUGUGAUGUCUAUAAAAACUAGAAACAAAUAAAAAAUUAUAUACCCCGCUACUCCCCCCCUAUAAAAAUAAAAUUCCUAGAAAAACGUUAUCGUUUGCCUUGAAGGCAAGAGGAACACGUGCAAUGAGCCUUUCGUAUCUACAUCAGUCAUAUAGUCAUUGUAAUCUCUUGCACAGUAGAGGAACGUUCCAAUUAACCAUUAGUGUUUAAACGUUACUCGUACGUGGAUCUCAGCUGAACGUGCGCAACCGGCUCACAAGAACGGUUACGUUUAGUUAGUUAUAUAAAAGCUAAUAUUGUGAAUUUAAUCCAACAACCAUGGAUAUGUAUAUAACACAAGAUAAUUUUGUUUAUUGUGAUUAUUUUUCGCCAGAUUCAUUGUAUCCUCCAUCACCUUUUACACAGUCUUAUUCAAGUGCAUUGUCACCUUAUUCAUCAAUAUCAUCUCCAUACACCACACUAUCUCAAACUAAAGGAUCAUUUAAUCAAAGCAAUGUUUUCAAAUUUCCAUCCCCUAUUGAUGAUUCUUAUAUACAAACUCGUGAAGAUGUUAUAAGGUUGACAAUUUCAAAAGCUAAAAGUAUUUCCGAAAUAGAAGAAUUGGGUCAAAGUCUAAUUAACAUGGAUAAAAGACAUGUAUUUCAAAAUAAUGGUCAAAAAACUCUUUUACCGAUAUCAAAAGAAGAACCUAAAAGGGGAAGUGAAUUAUAUGUUGCAUUGCCUAAAUCAUGUCUAGAAGGAUUUUUAUAUGCUAUUUUUUCACAAUUUGGUGAGAUUCAUCAAAUUCGUUUGAUGAUGCAUUUCACAGGUUCAAAUCGUGGUUAUGGUUAUGUUAUGAUGAAAAAUCCUAUUCAAGCUGAAAUGGCGCUCAUUAAGCUUAAGGAUAUUUCUUUACCUGGCAUCAGAAGUCAGUUAUCAGUCAAUAUGUCUACUGAUAAUAGAACACUUUUUGCUAGAUGUAUACCUCAUGACUUAACAGAAGAACAAUUGCAAAUGGAGUUUGAAAAUCGAGUAGAAGGUGUUAAGAAAGUUAGAGUGUUUAAUGAUGUAGAAGAUCCAUCAAAAAACAGAGAAUUUUGCUUUAUUAUCUUCAAAGAUCAUAGAAGUGCAGCUUUAGCUCGACGAUCAAUGGCAGAAAAUCCACUUUUUAUAAAUGGUACUUCAAUAAUGAUUCAAUGGGCAACUAGUGAACCAGUAUUUCGAUACUCUGUCCUGAGAAGAAUGUCACAAUUACAUGUUCGAAAUAUGAAUGUAUUAACAACUGAAGAUGAUUUAUGGAAAUUAGUAGUACAAUAUGUAAAUCCAAAUCAUAUUUUACUAAUAAGAAAAAAUAAUACAUGUGCUAGAAUAAAAUUCUCUCAACAUGAAUAUGCUAAUCUAGUAAGAAGAAACCUUGAUGGUAAGGAACUUCAUGGAGUUAAACUUAUUGCUAUGUGGGAUAAAAUCGAAGGAUCCAAGUAUGAAAAAUCUGGGUGUUAUCAACCUCCAAGCCCAUGAAUUAAUAAUGAUUUUUUGAUAAUUAUUUAAUUUAGUAGGUUAAGAAAUAAAAAAAAAAUUGUUUCCAAAAUUCUUAUCAUGUUUUUUAUUAUUCCUUAUAAUUAUGAUAAGAAAUGUUAUUAUUAAUAUAUUUAUCUGUAUAAAAAAUUUCUUACCAACUUCACUGUUGUUCAUAAAUACUGGUUCCACACUUACUGAAUGCUCAGUAGCUUUAUCUUCUAUCCCAUUUCUUAUAUGGAUUCCUUUUUUGCCAUCAGCUCCACAAGAUAUUAUAAAUUUUAAAUAAGAUUCUGUUUCACUGUAAUUCUGACAUAAAUAUUCAAAUGAUUUUUCAACCUAAAAUAA